AUGAAGCAAACAAAAGGGCUCGAGGGUGACAAGGAGUCCAUCAUAAAAUUUGAAUUUAACCCAAAAGAUGGGAUCGACAACCCCGCCUUGUCACUGACUGAGGACAUGGAUGGUGAGGGCAUGGGGGAGCCCCGCUUCUAUCUCCUGAGCAAGGGCAGUGCGGAGACCUUCGGCUUCUGCCUCCACGAGGAGCUGGGCUGCCGGGGCCAUGUCAUCCGGCAGGUGGAACUGGGGGGGCUGGCCCAGCGCAGGGGGCUGCAAGACGGGGACCGGCUCCUCCAGGUCAAUGGCCACUUCGUGGACCAUAUGGACCACUGCAGGGUGGUGCAGAAGAUCAAGGCCAGCGGGAACCAGGUCCUACUGGCAGUGCUGGAUGGCGACUCCUACGAAGCAGCCAAAGCCCUGGGCAGGGACCUGUCCCAGAUGCUGCCGGCUGACAUCCGCCCACGCCUCUGCCACAUCACGCGGGACAAAAGCGGCAUAAAAGGUACCUUCCAGCUGUCAGUGCGGCAGGAUGGGCCAGCGGAGAGAGCAGGGGUGCCACAAGGCUCCUGGCUCCUGGAGCUGAACGGGGCCAGCGUGAAGAGCUACUCGCAUGCACAGCUUGCCAGAAAGCUUAAGCAGAGUGGCAGCAAGGUGACGCUGCUGGUGGCGUCCAGUGCCGUGGAGGAGUUUUACCGCCUGCAGGGCCUGUGGGUCACAGCUGCCUUGGCGGACACCUCCUGGCUCCCCUUCAAGGUCCGGGAGCUGCACAUGGUGAAGGGUCCGGCUGGCUACGGGUUUCUGCUCAAGGAGGAUGACUGUAGCUCAGGGGCCACCGGCCAGUUCCUGUGGGAAGUGGAUGUGGGGCUGCCAGCUGAGCAGGCAGGGAUGAAGGAAGGGGACCGUCUCCUGGCUGUGAAUGGUGAGAGCAUCGAGGGGCUGGACCACCAGCAGACAGUGCUCAGGAUCCGUGCCCGUGAUGACCAGGUGACGCUGCUGGUCAUCGACCCUGCUGGCAAUGAGUUCUACCAGUCGAUCGGGCUGUCCCCUCUGCUGUUCUUUGAGGACAGUGACCCUGCCUCAGGCUCCCGCACGCCCUCCCUGCCCUCUCCCAGUGGCUCACCUGGACUCUGUCACAUUGAGGUGGGACCAAAGGGACCUGGCUCCUUGCUGGUGGCUGCUGCCAACAGUAUAGGGAUCACACAGGUAACCUCUCUUGCUAGGCCCUUGUGA
Molecule: messenger RNA, 1215 nt
Organism: Phaethon lepturus (White-tailed tropicbird)
Lineage: Eukaryota; Metazoa; Chordata; Aves; Phaethontiformes; Phaethontidae
Gene: NHERF4
Product: PDZ domain containing 3
Exons: 9
Coding region: 1-1215 (404 amino acids)
Biological process (GO): protein localization to plasma membrane
Cellular component (GO): apical plasma membrane
Molecular function (GO): protein-membrane adaptor activity; signaling receptor binding
Source: RefSeq, a predicted model, not a curated record